GCCACUGGAUUUGAAGCCGUGACGUUCUUAACACUCUUCGUUUCUCACACCAGCUCCAUCGCAUUGAACGCGUUACUUUAAAUUCAAUCACCGCACUGCGGCGAUUCGGAGGCAUCCGUUCAAUCACAGAAGUGGCCGUUGCAAUUGAACCCUGAUGUUGAUCAAUCAUCAGUGUGGUACCGAGGUUUCCACACCAUCUCCAGACACUGCUCCCUUUCUUACUACACUCGUGCUUUCAUCCCAGCUCGUUGUCUUAAUUGAGAGCCAGGUUUGUAUUGGAAUAGUCGGAGUGAUUCCGGGGGUUGUGUGUAGUUGUGAAGUGAGGGUGGCGUUGCAGUGAAUUUGCGUGAAUUUUGCAUACUGGGGACUACCAGAGGCGUACACAAGGUUGUGCAAUGAAAAAACAGUUGCCUUGGCGUUUGAGUUUGAAGUGGACGAAGUGAAUUUGGUGAGCUUAGCAUGUGGAAUGGGGUUGAGGUGAAUGUAUGAGGUUUAGGGUUUGUAAGUGAGGGACAGGAUCUAGAGGUUUGGGGCUAUCGAGAUGGCGCUGUCGGUGGAAGGGAUUUUCUUGAUACUGUUGUGCUCUUUGGGGGCCAUGGCUGUGGCUGCGAGGGAAUGGGAUGGGAAGAUCGUAAUGCCGACGGAAGAGGGGUCGAAGGACCCGCAGCCGACCGAGGAUGGGCAGAGGUGGGCGGUCCUCGUUGCUGGAUCAUCUGGCUACGGCAAUUAUCGUCAUCAGGCUGAUGUUUGUCAUGCGUAUCAAAUUCUCAAGAAAGGAGGUAUGAAAGACGAGAAUAUUGUUGUUUUUAUGUUUGAUGACAUUGCACACAACCGCCAUAAUCCCAGACCAGGCGUCAUCCUUAACCAUCCAAACGGUGAAGAUGUUUACCACGGAGUUCCCAAGGAUUACACUGGUAAGAAUGUGACCGUGAACAAUUUAUUAGCGGUGCUCUUGGGGGAUAAGAAGACUCUCAAGGGCGGUAGUGGAAAAGUGGUUAACAGUGGUCCAAAUGACCAUAUUUUCAUCUAUUACAGUGACCAUGGAGGUCCGGGUGUUUUAGGUAUGCCUACAAAUCCAAAUUUAUACGCUGACGACCUCCUGAAGACAUUUAAGAAGAUGCAUGAAGCGAAGACUUAUAAAGAAAUGGUGGUAUAUAUUGAAGCUUGUGAAAGCGGCAGUAUUUUCCAAGGGCUUCUGCCGAAGGACUUGAAUAUUUAUGCCACCACUGCAGCUAAUGCUGAGGAGAGUAGCUGGGGAACAUAUUGCCCGGGUAUGUUUCCAGCUCCACUCGAAGAGUUCGACACUUGUCUCGGCGAUCUUUACAGUGUUGCCUGGAUGGAGGACACUGAGGUUGAAAAUCUGAAGAAAGAAACUUUGCGUGACCAAUAUAUGAUAGUUAAAUCUAGGACCUCAAAUCACAACACAUAUAAAUCUGGGUCACAUGUGCUGGAGUUUGGCGAUCUCAAAAUGAAGCCUGAGGAACUAGAUCAGUAUCUAGGAUACGAUCCUGCAAAUGAAAAUGUGACGGGACCAAUAUUUCUUCGGGAAUAUCUUGCCAUCAGAUUGGGAGGAGUUGAAGAACGCCAUAUUAACCAGCGGGAUGCUGACCUGGUUCACUACUGGCACAGGUAUCACAAGUCAAAAGUAGGAUCCACAGCUAAGGCCGAAGCCGAACUGGAUUUGAUGAGGAUCUUGAGCCAUCGCAUGUAUAUCGACAAGAGCGUGGAUCUUGUGGGAAGACUGCUCUUUGGAGUAGAAGCUGGUCCUACUACGUUAUCAGCUGUGCGUCCAGACGGGCUUCCUCUUACUGAUGACUGGGCGUGUCUUAAGAGCAUGGUAAGUGCAUUUGAGUUGAGCUGCGGCGAGUUGUCUGAGUACGGGAUGAAGCACAUGCGCGCCUUCGCAAACAUUUGUAAUGCCGGAGUCGAGCCCUCCAAAAUGAGCGGCGUGGCAGCUGAAGCCUGUGCUGUUAGUGCCUUUGGAUCUGGGACUUUGCAAAUCCCAACAACAGGUUUUAGUGCCUAAGAAAAUAUCGGACCCUGAAGUAUUUUACAAAUAUAUUUCUGUCUUACACAGGUGUAAAAAUCCACUUGUUUUCUGUAAAUAUGUGUAAUUCUGAAGGUGCAACAGGUGGAGGAAAUGUGUGGAGCAACGUAGGUUGAAGAUAUGUCCUUCAGCCAUAUUGGUCGGCUGUAUUUGACCCGAUUUUUUAUAUUAUUAGCUUUACAGGCACUAAAGUGAUGCUAUUUGAAGCGACUAGAUGCUAUUUCAAUGCUGCCCAGUCUGCUACUCGAGCAUAUGUUUCCAAGAUCCAUGGAAUAAUUAGUGAAGUGAAUGGGGUUCUGCAAUUUCUGAGACCAGUGUAGUCAACUCUCGGCUGAAGUUAUCGCGGUAGUGCUCUUGUGUGUAUUCCAAAUUUUAUUGUUUUAUCUGAUGUACGUGCCAUCUUGGUCAUUUAUGCAUAAGAGCCAUGCGGCAGAAAUAAUAGGUGGUUCAAAAUACUUGUUCAA
Molecule: messenger RNA, 2511 nt
Organism: Physcomitrium patens
Lineage: Eukaryota; Viridiplantae; Streptophyta; Bryopsida; Funariales; Funariaceae
Source: RefSeq, a predicted model, not a curated record